CACCAUUCUUACACACUGCUUUUGGAUAACCUUAUGCCACACCUGGUACACAUAUUCAAGCAGUUCAGCUUGGUUUGAUGGCUUGUGAUCAUCCAUCUUCCUCUUGAUUAUAAUUCAGAAGUUCUGCAAUACUAUACUCAUCAUUUUAAGUGGUCUCUUAUUUUUUUCCAUGGGUGUAUAUAUUAACGUUGAAAUAUUGUCCAGCCCUCGUGUCUAUAUAUGUGUGUAUAUAUGUAUAUGUGUGUGUGUGUAUUUAUGUAUGUGUGUGUACACAGGACUUAAAACUGCAUGCCACAAGGCUACACUCCAUUAUACAUGAUUUGUAUACAGUGGAUAACUUUAACAGUGUUUGUAUGUGUGUGUGUAUUCUUACAGGAGGAGACGCAAGAGGACGAAGACAGUCCCAGUAACAGUGCAGGCCUGGAGUGCGGCCAGGCUCCUAUAGAGGAGGAUCAGAUGGUGGAGGAGCGGCGUGGGGUGUGUGUGGCGGAGGUGCGGGCCGGAGGGCUGGCCUGCUCCCUGUGCAAGCAACUGUUUAGCAGCCUGCUCCAGCUGAGGCAGCACGAGUACGGCCACACUCUCUCGCUCAUGGCCCUGUCUCUGGACUGCCUGGAGCCGCAGCGCCCCCUGAUGGCUCCUUCGUCCUCCUUCGAGCCCCCUCCGCCGCCGCCGCGCUACCACUGCCCUCGCUGCCCGGCCAGCUUCACGCUGAAGUCCAAUGCAGACCGGCACGAGAAGACCAUCCACUUCAAGCGCAAGCUGAUGCGCUGCCCGUACUGCCUCAAGCACUUCCGUGACCGCACCGACCUCAACCGCCACCUGUCGUCCGUGCAUUCCAGCGAGCGCGUCUAUAGCUGUCCGGCCUGCGCCCGCGCCUUCAGCACUCAGAAGAACCUGGCCACCCACGCCAAGGUCUGCUGCCAGGCGGGCGCCGCCCCCGUCGAGCUGCUCUGGAACUCCCACAGCCUCAAGGAAGAAGUCCACGCUGACCUCAGUCAUGACCACGGCACCGAUUGAUUGCUGGCUCCGUGUCUUUGGUCUGCCGUUGGGGGCCAGAUAUUCUAGCAUGUUUGUGUUUGGACGGGUUCCUCACACACUUGAAAACAAGCCCUGUGCAUUUACAAGAAAAAGUCGUAAUCCAUACUUAUUAGUUUAUCAGGCUCAUAUCGCAUAUUACUUCCUAUCACCAGCCACUAAAUUUUUAGCGCCAAAUGAACACAAUGGAACAACCAAAGCACAAAGUAGCAUCAAAGCAUCAUCCAGUAUGAUGCACCCGUUUAAAUGAUUGCAUUCAGCUACUUGAAGUUGCACCUGUUGCUGAUACAGAUGUGCAGAUAUGCACACAUUCACACACAGCAUAUCUAGCCACUUUAAAGAAGCACUGUCAAUAGAAUAGGAAGGAGGUUCAGAGACAGUUACUCCAACAAAAGAGGAUAAACUGCUAAAAAGAAACGAAUAAAAAAAGAUAAAUGAGCAGGUGUCCCAAGAAUUUUGUCUAUAGCGUAUCUAGUGUUUCUGGACGUAUAAAAUGUAGAAUUUGUACCAAAUUUAGAAGAAAUUAAUUUGUAGGGUCACAAACACACUAUUAUAUGAUUAUUGUAUUCACAAUGGCACAAAAUGAAAAAGUCUUAAAAUUACAUUAAUAUAAUUUAUUUUUCCCCAAAAAAAGUUAUUGUGACAGGGGACAAGGAUACAAGUCUAGUGAGAAGGAUUUUAAGGACAUUAAGGAGUUUUUAAGGAUUUAAAACAUUCCUGAUCAGUUUCAUCCGUUAUUAUAUUGUAAGUAAUAGUGAUCAUAAUAAUAACAACACAUGAGCAUCACCACAUAAUCUACUCAGGGGUUCCUUACCGAACUGAUGCCCGUUUUUGGGCUUUAGCACUGAGAUUUAUACUGAGCUUUGUAUUGGAUUUGUAUAGGAUGUGUACAGACUUUGUAUCAUAUGUGUAAAAAAAAAGAACUGUGAAUAUUUGUGAAUUAAACUCUAUAUUCUAUAUAAGUAAAUAUUUUUAUAUGAUUCCUGGACAUGCACCGACCGCAACAGCAGCAGCAGCAGCAACAGCUUUGGGUGUUGAUAAGUGCAACAGCCUCUAUGCAAAGAUGAAGACAAAAUAUUGGCCUUAUCGGACGUCCGGGCAUGUGUGUAAUCAGACUGGAGAACACAGUGUAAUGGAUGCCAGUAUGUACAGUCAGUGUUUUUUGGUGGCUCUGUUUCUCAAUCCCUCGUCCCACUCAGUGUGAGAAUGCAAAACAGCGCUUCUGUCCCAGUAUUUCAGUAAGGAAUUGAUGAUACAGUUUAACGUAGAGUAUAUAUUUGAGGAGCCCAGGUUUCUGAUUGACCCUGUUCACACCUGAUAUUUUAAUUGCAUCUCCUGUGAACACCUGUGAUUUCUUGGGAGUUCUCACAUUAUUAACAUUGGUUUACAAUUACGAUAAGAGACUUCUAGAUUUCUUUGGACUUGGAGUCCUUAGUUCAAAUCCAGAUGAUGCUCCUAGUUUUUUUUUUGCAGUCCAGCCACCUUUAUCUGUUAGCUUGUUAUUGUAGUGUGCUCAGAUAACCCACAUGGAUAUUACGGUGUGGUUUUGUAAUUAUUGCAUCUACAGCUCUGAACAAAAUUAAGAGACCAUUCUGAUUUUGCUAUUUAUUGGUAUAUGUUUGAGUAAAAUGAACAUUGUUGUUUUAUUCUAUAAACUAAGGACAACACUUCUCCCAAAUUCCAAAUAAAAAUACUGUCAUUUAGACCAAUUAUUUGCAGAAAAUGAGAAAUGGCUGAAAUAGCAAAACAGUUGCAGAGCUUUCAGACCUCAAAUAAUGCAAAGAAAACAUGUUCAUAUUGAGAAAGUUUUAAGAGUUCAGAAAUCA
Astyanax mexicanus (Mexican tetra) is the source of this 2861-nucleotide messenger RNA. Its product is annotated as zinc finger protein 570-like. The transcript has 2 exons. Lineage: Eukaryota; Metazoa; Chordata; Actinopteri; Characiformes; Acestrorhamphidae. The record is from RefSeq and is a predicted model, not a curated record. The coding region runs from base 289 to 1017 and encodes 242 amino acids. Gene Ontology annotation, molecular function: RNA polymerase II cis-regulatory region sequence-specific DNA binding; DNA-binding transcription factor activity. Gene Ontology annotation, biological process: regulation of transcription by RNA polymerase II.